AGGACCAUGCUGAACGUGCUGCUGCUGUGCUGUGGGCUGCUGCAGGGGAUCCAAGCUGCCCUGGAUCUCAGGACUGCUGACCUCAGCUGUGGCCACCUGCAGAAGGCGAGCGGCGGGCUGGAGCGGGUGGACAGAGCCCGCCACACCAGCCUGCAGCGCAGAGUCAAGGAGCUGUCUGCCGAGCCAGCAGGAGCUCUCCCAAGGCUGGGGUUUGAGCAGAUGGCCCUGGGGGUCCAAGAAGCUGAUGGUGACCUUGUGCACAGAAGCAGCCUGCUGGAACCACAGGUGUCAUCCACAGAACUGCAAGCUGAGGGCCGUGAGGAGCGCUCCCCCCGGCGCUGCGUCCGUCUGCUGGAGUCCUGCCUGGGCCACCAGAUCCCCUGCUGUGACCCCUGUGCCACCUGCUACUGCCGCUUCUUCAACGCCUUUUGCUACUGCAGGAAGAUCAGCACCACCUUCCCCUGCGGCAAGAACUAGUGCUCAUGGGGCUGCCAGCUCCUCGCCCCUGCGUGUGCCUCCUGCUCUGCAGCUCCAAUAAAGCAGCCCUUUGCAAAAGCCACUGCACAGUGGGAGUGGUGUGAUGUGUCUGCUCGGGCUCUCGGGGGAGAGGGGGUGACAGCAAGGUGAGGGUGGCCUGUGCACAGCGCCCACACAGGUGACACAUCCACGUCAAACCAGAUGUGCCUCUCCUGGCUAUGUAAGUGUUGUUUCAGCAGCAGGGGUGCCCCAGGUGAUGUUCUGGCUAUGCUGCUGUUACUCACAAAAUCAGGUUCGUUCCUUGGUGUGCACCGA
Messenger RNA from Oenanthe melanoleuca, 792 nucleotides. RefSeq names its product agouti related neuropeptide (gene AGRP). Gene Ontology annotation, molecular function: neuropeptide hormone activity; type 1 melanocortin receptor binding. The record is from RefSeq and is a predicted model, not a curated record. Gene Ontology annotation, biological process: positive regulation of feeding behavior; hormone-mediated signaling pathway; adult feeding behavior. The transcript is spliced from 3 exons. Gene Ontology annotation, cellular component: extracellular region. Lineage: Eukaryota; Metazoa; Chordata; Aves; Passeriformes; Muscicapidae. The coding region runs from base 7 to 477 and encodes 156 amino acids.